Lytechinus pictus (painted urchin) is the source of this 10786-nucleotide messenger RNA. RefSeq names its product deleted in malignant brain tumors 1 protein-like. Bases 101 to 8626 code for a protein of 2841 amino acids. The record is from RefSeq and is a predicted model, not a curated record. Gene Ontology annotation, cellular component: membrane. The transcript has 23 exons. NCBI's taxonomy places the organism in Eukaryota, Metazoa, Echinodermata, Echinoidea, Temnopleuroida, Toxopneustidae.
GCAGUCACUUUGGUCGCCAAACUUUGACUUGACCGUUCUCCAGACCAAAUUGUCGUCUAAAGAUUAAUCUACGAGUUGGUUUUUCCGGAGUGAAUAGACCAUGGCGGUCCCUCUUUUGGGUGUUCUCUUGAUGGGUUUUGCCGUUUCAGCUUAUGCCACUUCACCUGAAGCUCCAUGUCCGGUAACGGGAGAAUGGUACGUGGAUUGGGACGCCUCCUACGAGUGUCUCUCGCAGCUUUCUCAGCCAUUCCCUGGUGCUAUUCCCGGUCAGAUCCUGCCUCUGUUGACCGUAACCGAUGUCAUACAAGCAGCAGGAGCGUCCUGGACCGCCGACAACCUCAUUGAAUCAGAAGGGGAGAUAUGUGUUAGGAUCAUACCCCAGCUCUCGGCAGCUGCGUUUGGAGCUGAUAUCUUCAGAGAGUACUGCGAUCCUGUCCUGACGUCUUUGAGAGAGGGGACGCAGCUUGAUGCAGAAGGACACUGUAGGAUGAUAUUCAACAUAACAGGGUACAUGUCCUCAUUCAUGGGGGCUGCCAUUACUCCAACACCAACUACUGAUACCGAAUACCCUACGGGAAUCGCCGCAUUACGACCUUUCGACUUUGAGGGGGUCAUAAGGGACAUUGUUGCCGAGCAAUUCGGGAUCACCAGUGACGACGUGGACGCAAUCUGUAGUGCUCGACAGGUUCUAGUGGAUUCUGGGUUGGCUUUGCGGGAACUUGUCUCAAAUUUCCUUGUGGCAUUUGUCGAAGCUCUCAUACCCAGAGCUGCGGAGAUCUGUAAUAGCUGGGAUGCCAUCAAUUCGGCUAUUGAGGCUGCGUCGGGUCCGUACGAUUCACCACCUGAGAUAUUCAACGACGUGUCCGACCUAAUAGCACAUUUAGUAGGCUUUGAAAACAGAGAGGCUUUGUGCCAACGUUUGAACAUAUCUACUUCCAGCCCACUGCUUCAUCUUGCAGCUUCAGAUAUUGUAGGUAAUAUGCUCUCUGUGUUGACCGAUUCUCAACAUUGUUCUGCCAUCGCUCAGGAGGCUAUAGAUCUUUCUUUGGCGUACACCCCUACCCUAGAUAGAGACACGCUAAAUCUUCAAAUCUAUCAGAUAACAGGGAUUAACGGCACCGACCAGCUCUGUCAGGUUGUCGAAGACGCAUUCCAGGCAGAAGGACUUGAACAUGUUGAAGGGGACGUACGCCUGGCUGAUGGGUCUACUGAACUAGAGGGACGUGUUGAGAUCUUUGUGAAUGGCUCUUGGUCUCCAGUGUGUGACAAUUCUUUCAACGAAGAAGAGGCCGAAGUUGUUUGCCGACAGCUAGGAUUUGACGCAGCAGUUGCAACGUGGUGUUGUUCGCGGUAUGGAUUCACCGACGUACCGGGCGUCCUUGGCGGAUUAAGCUGCACCGGGACGGAGGACAACCUUCUUGCAUGUCCCCAAGAUGAACCAGCCUACACCUACAAUCCCUGCUAUCCCUGGGCAAACGCUGGAGUCGUGUGUAGAGGAGAACUUACGCCUUGCCCUCUUCCAAUUGGACCAGCAAUUGAUUGGGAAGCGAUAUACGAAUGUGAACUGCCUUACUUCCAAGAGUUCAUACAGUCAUACAUCAGAUACCCUCCGGUUCCCGGGGAGGUCAUGCCUUUCCUCACUGUAGCAAACAUUAUCGACGCUGCAGGAGCCAUUUGGGGAUCUGACGACUUGUUCGAAGGGUUAGGCAACUUCUGCACCCUCAUUGCUCCACGAGCGACAGCGUCAGCUGGUCCUGACAUAUUUCCUGGCAUAUGCGAUCCUCUGAUACCUUCGGCGGACGGCGUUGACUUAGAUGGGUCCGUUGGUGAAGAGAUAUGUCGAUACAUCUACUCCUUGGCAACCCAUGGACCUUACCCUGAACCUUCCUAUACCGACGCUCCCUUUAGUACGACCACCAUACCACCUCAAACAAGCAUGAGAAGUAGCUCAACACCCGCAGUGUGGCCCACGGAUUUCCCCUCGUUCAUUGAAUCAAUAACCCCGAUCAUCUGCAUAUUCCCUCUUUCGUCCUAUGAUAUUACCUCCGAAGGCCCUGACUUUGGCAUCGACGCCCUUCAAGGAUUCGACCCGGUACCUAUCUUAUUGCAAGCCGUCGAUAACGUGCUGAACAUCACGGAAUAUGACCAGGACAGUUUGUGCUCUGGAGUGAAUCACCUGACUGAUGUUGACAACCGGCCACGUGAUCUUGCGAUAGAGUUCAUGACGGAAGUGCUGGCAGCCCUCUUCCCAAUAGGUAGUGAAAUUUGCCAGGAGUGGGACAGCUUUAUCGAAGCCCUGGUGGCCGAGUCUGGUAGUUACGUCGAAGUCGAUCUCGGAUUCCUGGUGGAAGAGAUAUCUGGAGUCGUUGCGCUGCUGACCGACUUCCCCGACAGGGAUUCAUUGUGUACGUACAUCCAGACCGCUACUGCCUUGCCGGGAGAACAUGCAAACACCUUUGAACGAUUCCUUGUGUUAAACGCCCUGAAUGUGCUGCAUGAUGAAGAAAAAUGUGUCUCUGUACUUGACAGCGCCCUGGCAGUCGCUGACGCUAUACCAGGAACUUCUCGGGAGGAGGUGGAAAAUAUCUACAUGCCAAUGUACAGUGGAUUUACUGAUAUCCUUCAGAUGUGCCGGUACAUAAGUACAGCUUUCGGUCCAAGAACGCCUCGACUUCCCAUCCGGCUCGCUGACGGUAGCACUCCAGAUGAAGGACGCGUUGAAGUUCAAUACAACGGUACUUGGGGGACCGUCUGCGACGAUGACUUCGACGAUGAUGACGCCACCGUUGUGUGCCGGCAACUUGGAUACCGAGGGGAAGCCAUUUCACUUGGAAACUUGAAUCCUGGCAGUGGUGAUAUCCUUUAUGACGAUCUGAGAUGCCUAGGGGUCGAGUCUUUCCUCGGCCAAUGCCCAAAUGCUGGUUUAACAAUCAAUAAUUGUGUCCACUAUGAGGAUAUCAGCGUGAGCUGCAGUCUUGAAGUGACACCCCCCAUUCUACCAACAACGCAGGCUUGGACAACGGAAGGUAUUACUGAUCUACCGACAAGACUGGUUAAUGGCGGCACUGACAACGAGGGACGUCUCGAGGUUUUCUACCAAGGCCAGUGGGGCACGGUAUGCGAUGACUUCUGGGAUUCGGAUGCUACCGAUGUUGCCUGCCGUGCCCUCGGCUUCCUCCGUGGGGCGAACUAUUCUUGUUGUGCCGCUUUCGGCCAAGGUGACGGUUUGAUUAUCCUUGAUGACGUAAUCUGUAACGGAAACGAAAGUAGCAUCGCAUCGUGUCGCCACGGAGGACCGUAUGUCCAUAACUGUCAGCACUCUGAGGACGUCGGAAUUACCUGUAUCCCAUAUGAUUCGGCAACAGGAGACGUACGUCUUGUUGGAGGAAAUAACCCAGCAGAGGGAAGAGUUGAAAUUGAACAUAAUGGCGAAUGGGGAACCAUUUGCGACGACUCAUGGGAUUUGGAAGAUGCCGGUGUUGUGUGCAGAAUGCUGGGCUAUCCUGCAGCUACUGAUGCUCCAGGAUAUGCUCACUUCGGCCAAGGUUCCGGUCCUAUUCUUCUUGAUGACGUGGCUUGUACGGGGGAUGAGGAGAGUAUCUUUGAUUGUGGUAAUCCGGGCAUCGGUGUUAACAAUUGUGGCCAUUACGAGGAUGCAGGAGUGGUUUGCAGCAACGAAGCCCAAUGCGAAGGUGACAUGGUAUUCCAGAUAUGCGGUUCAGCAUGCCCGCUUACGUGUGAGGAUAGAGAACCGCAAAGCUGUCCACUUAUCUGUGUGCAGGAAUGCCAGUGUCCGGCCGGAUUGUUCAGGGUUUCAGGUGACGACUCUCGCUGCGUUCCAGAGGAGGAGUGUCCAUCAGACAUCGACUCGGCAGUUGUACGUCUAGUUGGUGGAAGCAGCGAUGCAGAAGGAAGGGUUGAAAUUCAACAUGACGGAGUCUGGGGAACUAUCUGUGAUGACGGAUGGGGUCUGGAGGAUGCCGGUGUCAUCUGCAGAAUGCUCGGUUUCGAGGAUGCUCUCAGCGCACCAGGAUCAGCUGAGUUUGGCAUAGGCUCUGGACCUGUUCAACUCGACGACGUUGGCUGUUCAGGAUACGAGGAAACCAUCUUGGACUGCUAUCAUCGCCCGAUUGGUGAACACAAUUGUGCUCACAGCGAAGACGCUGGGGUUGUGUGCAUUCCCCAAGUGGUACGCCUGGUAAAUGGAAACAACGAAGCUGAAGGAAGAGUCGAGAUCAAUCUUAACGGAGAAUGGGGAACUAUCUGUGAUGAUGGAUGGGAUCUGGACAAUGCUAAUGUUAUCUGUAGAAUGCUCGAUUUCCAGGGAGCUCUCAGCGCCCCAGGAUUCGCUCAAUUCGGCCAAGGCUCUGGUCCUAUCCAACUCGAUGACGUCAGCUGUUCAGGAGAUGAACAAACAAUCUUGGACUGUUCUCAUCGCCCGAUUGGUGAACACAAUUGUGGUCACAGCGAAGACGCUGGUGUUGUGUGCAUUCCCCAAGAAGUGGUACGACUGGUUAAUGGAAACAACGACGCUGAAGGAAGAGUCGAGAUCAACCUUAACGGAGAAUGGGGAACUAUCUGUGAUGAUCUCUGGAGUCUAGAGGAUGCUAAUGUUAUCUGUAGAAUGCUAGGUUUCGAGGAAGCUCUCAGCGCCCCAGGAUCAGCUCAAUUCGGCCAAGGCUCUGGUCCAAUCCAACUCGAUGAUGUUACCUGUUCAGGAAAUGAAGAAACCAUCUUGGACUGUUCUCACCGAGGCAUUCGUCAACACAAUUGUGGUCACAGCGAAGACGCUGGAGUUGUGUGCACUCAACAAGAAGUGGUACGCCUGGUUAAUGGAAACAACGAAGCUGAAGGAAGAGUCGAGAUCAACCUUAACGGAGAAUGGGGAACUAUCUGUGAUGACGGAUGGGAUCUUGACAAUGCUAAUGUUAUCUGUAGAAUGCUCGAUUUCCAGGGAGCUCUCAGCGCCCCAGGAUUCGCUCAAUUCGGCCAAGGCUCUGGUCCUAUCCAACUCGAUGACGUCAGCUGUUCAGGAGAUGAACAGACAAUCUUGGACUGUUCUCAUCGCCCGAUUGGUGAUCACAAUUGUGGUCACAGCGAAGACGCUGGUGUUGUGUGCAUUCCCCAAGGUCAUGAAGAAGUGGUACGACUGGUUAAUGGAAACAACGAAGCUGAAGGAAGAGUCGAGAUCAACGUUAACGGAGAAUGGGGAACUAUCUGUGAUGAUCUCUGGAGUCUAGAAGAUGCUAAUGUUAUCUGUAGAAUGCUAGGUUUCGAGGAAGCUCUCAGCGCCCCAGGAUCAGCUCAAUUCGGCCAAGGCUCUGGUCCAAUCCAACUCGAUGAUGUUACCUGUUCAGGAAAUGAAGAAACCAUCUUGGACUGUUCUCACCGAGGCAUUGGUCAACACAAUUGUGGUCACAGCGAAGACGCUGGAGUUGUGUGCACUCAACAAGAAGUGGUACGACUGGUUAAUGGAAACAACGAAGCUGAAGGAAGAGUCGAGAUCAACGUUGACGGAGAAUGGGGAACUAUCUGUGAUGAUCUCUGGAGUCUAGAGGAUGCUAGUGUUAUCUGUAGAAUGCUAGGUUUCGAGGAAGCUCUCAGCGCCCCAGGAUCAGCUCAAUUCGGUCAAGGCUCUGGUCCAAUCCAACUCGAUGAUGUCACCUGUUCAGGAAAUGAAGAGACCAUCUUGGACUGUUCUCACCGAGGCAUUGGUGAACACAAUUGUGGUCAUAGCGAAGACGCUGGAGUUGUGUGCCUUCAACAAGAAGUGGUACGCCUGGUAAAUGGAAACAACGAAGCUGAAGGAAGAGUCGAGAUCAACCUUAACGGAGAAUGGGGAACUAUCUGUGAUGAUGGAUGGGAUCUGGACAAUGCUAAUGUUAUCUGUAGAAUGCUCGAUUUCGAGGGUGCUCUCAGCGCCCCUGGGUCAGCUGAAUUCGGCCAAGGCUCUGAUCCUAUCCAACUCGAUGACGUCAGCUGUUCAGGAGAUGAACAAACAAUCUUGGACUGUUCUCAUCGCCCGAUUGGUGAACACAAUUGUGGUCACAGCGAAGACGCUGGUGUUGUGUGCAUUCCCCAAGGUCAUGAAGAAGUGGUACGACUGGUUAAUGGAAACAACGAAGCUGAAGGAAGAGUCGAGAUCAACGUUAACGGAGAAUGGGGAACUAUCUGUGAUGAUCUCUGGAGUCUAGAAGAUGCUAAUGUUAUCUGUAGAAUGCUAGGUUUCGAGGAAGCUCUCAGCGCCCCAGGAUCAGCUCAAUUCGGCCAAGGCUCUGGUCCAAUCCAACUCGAUGAUGUUACCUGUUCAGGAAAUGAAGAAACCAUCUUGGACUGUUCUCACCGAGGCAUUGGUCAACACAAUUGUGGUCACAGCGAAGACGCUGGAGUUGUGUGCACUCAACAAGAAGUGGUACGACUGGUUAAUGGAAACAACGAAGCUGAAGGAAGAGUCGAGAUCAACGUUGACGGAGAAUGGGGAACUAUCUGUGAUGAUCUCUGGAGUCUAGAGGAUGCUAGUGUUAUCUGUAGAAUGCUAGGUUUCGAGGAAGCUCUCAGCGCCCCAGGAUCAGCUCAAUUCGGUCAAGGCUCUGGUCCAAUCCAACUCGAUGAUGUCACCUGUUCAGGAAAUGAAGAGACCAUCUUGGACUGUUCUCACCGAGGCAUUGGUGAACACAAUUGUGGUCAUAGCGAAGACGCUGGAGUUGUGUGCCUUCAACAAGAAGUGGUACGCCUGGUAAAUGGAAACAACGAAGCUGAAGGAAGAGUCGAGAUCAACCUUAACGGAGAAUGGGGAACUAUCUGUGAUGAUGGAUGGGAUCUGGACAAUGCUAAUGUUAUCUGUAGAAUGCUCGAUUUCGAGGGUGCUCUCAGCGCCCCUGGGUCAGCUGAAUUCGGCCAAGGCUCUGAUCCUAUCCAACUCGAUGACGUCAGCUGUUCAGGAGAUGAACAAACAAUUUUGGACUGUUCUCAUCGCCCGAUUGGUGAACACAAUUGUGGUCACAGCGAAGACGCUGGUGUUGUGUGCAUUCCCCAAGGUCAUGAAGAAGUGGUACGACUGGUUAAUGGAAACAACGACGCUGAAGGAAGAGUCGAGAUCAACGUUGACGGAGAAUGGGGAACUAUCUGUGAUGAUCUCUGGAGUCUAGAGGAUGCUAAUGUUAUCUGCAGAAUGCUCGGUUUUGAGGGAGCUCUCAGCGCACCAGGAUCAGCUGAGUUUGGCCUUGGCUCUGGUCCUAUCCAACUCGACGACGUCGGCUGUUCAGGAGACGAGGAAACCAUCUUGGACUGCUCUCAUCGCCCGAUUGGUCAACACAAUUGUGCUCACAGCGAAGACGCUGGGGUUGUGUGCAUUCCCCAAGAUAUAGAAGUGGUACGCCUGGCUGAUGGAAACAACGAAGCUGAAGGAAGAGUCGAGAUCAACCUUGACGGAGAAUGGGGAACUAUCUGUGAUGAUGGAUGGGAUCUGGACAAUGCUAAUGUUAUCUGCAGAAUGCUCGAUUUCCAGGGAGCUCUCAGCGCCCCUGGGUCAGCUGAAUUCGGCCAAGGCUCUGGUCCUAUCCAACUCGAUGACGUCAGCUGUUCAGGAAAUGAAGAGACAAUAUUGGACUGUUCCCAUCGCCCGAUUGGUGAACACAAUUGUGGUCACGGCGAAGACGCUGGAGUUGUGUGCGUUCAACAAGAAGUUGUACGCCUGGUUGAUGGAAACAACAAUGCUAAAGGAAGAGUCGAGAUCAACGUUAAUGGAGAAUGGGGAACUAUCUGUGAUGACCAAUGGGAUCUGGACAAUGCUGAUGUUAUCUGCAGAAUGCUCAAUUUCGAGGGAGCUCUCAGCGCCCCAGGAUCAGCUCAAUUCGGCCAAGGUUCUGGUCCUAUCCAACUCGAUGACGUCAGCUGUUCAGGAGAUGAACCGACAAUCUUUGACUGUUCUCAUCGCCCGAUUGGUGAACACAAUUGUCUUCACAUAGAAGACGCUGGGGUUGUGUGCAUUCCCAAAGAAGUGGUACGUCUAGCCAAUGGAAACAACGAAGCUGAAGGAAGAGUCGAGAUCAACGUUAAUGGAGAAUGGGGAACUAUCUGUGAUGAUGGAUGGGAUCUGGACAAUGCUAAUGUUAUCUGCAGAAUGCUCGAUUUCCAGGGAGCUCUCAGCGCCCCUGGGUCGGCUGAAUUCGGCCAAGGCUCUGGUCCUAUCCAACUCGAUGACGUCAGCUGUUCAGGAGAUGAACAGACAAUCUUGGACUGUUCUCAUCGCCCGAUUGGUGAACACAAUUGUGGUCACGGCGAAGACGCUGGAGUUGUGUGCGAUCAACAAGAUGUACGACUGGUUAAUGGGAACAACGCGAGUGAAGGAAGGGUCGAGGUCUACCAUGAAGGGCAGUGGGGUACUGUCUGUGACGAUAGAUGGGGUCUGGCCACUGCUGGCGUGGUCUGUAGAAUGCUUGGUUUCCCGGGUGCGUCUAGUGCUCCUAUAAAUGCUCAUUUUGGGCAGGGCAGCGGUGCAAUCUUCCUGGACGAUACCGUCUGUUCAGGAGAUGAAUCAACCAUCUGGGCCUGCCAACAUUCAGACGUUGGUCUUCACAACUGUAGCCAUCGCGAAGAUGCUGGAGUCGUUUGUACUACCCCCUAGUGCUGAUCAGAAUCAUACCGCAAACCACCGUGUCACGUGACGUUAUUUUGACCAUUCAGUGAUUAGCACCUGAAAGGCCUAUGAGGUCUACACUAGGCCUAGCCUAAAUAAGAAAACGUUUUUGAAAUCUAAUAACCUUUUUUUUUUUUCAUUAUUAGGGUCAGGUAGCCAGUAUCACUAUUAUUCACUUUUGUAUUCUUAUAUGGUGUGGGUAAAUCUUAUUUCAAGGUCUAAUAUUUCUGUAGAUUAUAGUCAUCUUCGUUCGUAUUUUACAUGUCUUAUAUAAAACCAGUCAACUCAAAUUUUUGCAAUGCCUUGGUACACGACAGAGCCUCUUUAAUUGAAAACUUUAACAAAUGACAAUUAGAACAAUUUUUCGUAAAGAUUUCGGGGCUGUUUGAAGGAGGAAAAAUGUUUUCAAUAUAUUCAUGACUUUUUGACCGACUGUACAUAAGGAAUUCCUAGCUAGCGCUAAGUCAGAACGCUAAAUAAAGCAUAUUUCAAAUUAAAUUUUAUUUUCAUCGGGGAUAUAUCUAAUUUUCAAUCGUACAAGCGGACCUUAUGAACGUAAGGUACGGACGUACCUUUGAACAGUAUCUGGAGCACACUCAGAUAGCAAUUAUUUUCACCCGUGUGGCAGAUAACCAAAUUGAAUUCUACAUUCCACUACAUCAUUAUUUAUUCUUAAUAUUGUUCAGUCUUAAAGUGAUUGGUUAACAUUGGUCUGACUUUUUAAAAUUCUGAGCUAGAAGGUUACACAUGUCACCUGUGUCUGUGAUUUGUUACAAAAAUGAAGCCCAGAAAAUAUUGCGUUCGAAAAUAAUUAUUUAGUGCUUCAAAAAUCAAAAUAUAAAGUGACCGAAAACACCAUCUUAAUUUCAUCCCAUACACUUAUGUGUAUUAUUUAGGCGUCUAUAAGACGCCUAUUUAUAAAAUCGGGGUUUGCCUUGUAGUUUCAGCUUUUCAUUCUCAAUAUUGGUUGUUUUCAGGGUUUAUUAGUUCUAAUACAUGCACUUGUACACAUGUUUCAUCUUGGUUUGAGAAUUUUUUUUAUCGGCUGCUCACAAAGUUAAACAAUACCUUUAAUAUAUCACAUAUAAUGCUCUUAUUCUUUAUCAUAAUUUAUUAUUUCAAAAUCCUCACAUGUAACAUUUUUUUACAUUUGGUUAUAGGCCUACUGCUGAGUGAUCAGGCAUCAUUUUGGCAUUGUUGCUAAUAGUGUUUUUUACAGCACAAGCAUCAUUAUUGUUAUUUUUACCAGGAAUUGGGUCCCCAGCUUUGGAAUUUAGUGGCAUUUCCUAGAGUCCUUAAAUUUACUCUAAGAUUACGGUUGGAAGUUUACAAUAUUUCUGGAACGUUAAAAUUAACAAAGUUAACUUGAGAAAGGAUAAAUCAACCCCGAAGCAGGGUUAGUAACCAGAAACCUCUUUUGCCCAGGGAACUUCCUAAAAAUAGAGACAAAAUAACUAAUGUGAAUGCGGGUGUUAGGGGAAUGUGAUAAUCAACUCGAAAGUCAAACCACUGAUUGCGUACCCCCACCCCCGCCAUGACUAUAAACAAGGAUAGGGGGCUAGAAAAUUGUAUUGUUAAUCAACUUGAAGCUGGAUUAUAUUAAGCCACAAAAUACGAUUAGAAUUGUCGUUUUUUCACAAAAACAAUUUUUAUGCCUUUUUAAGUAGUGUCUUUUUUAGUUUUUAUGACCGUUUACCUUUCUCCCUGGUGAUUUUUUUUUGUACCAUGUAGAAGAAAUGCCGUUUGAUACAUCUUUAGAAUAUUUGUCGUUUUUCAUGAAGGUAAUGAAAUUGAACACGUCCGACAUGCGAGGCAAAAUUUCGUUAUUGUUUCAUUACUCAUAUUUUAGAGUUCCAAGUUACAUUUUCCCGAUAAUCCUUUAAUCUUCAGUAAAUCUAAAUUAGAUUUUUUAAAUGUUUUUCUAUAUUCUUCAAUGCAAACAAUAGUCUUUUUGGCUAACGACAGGUCACGUUAUACUCUGGUCAUUUGCAACAUCGCGUUUGGUAUAAACUCAUUUUUUCUAUUAAAUAAACUUACAUUUUUUAAUAUCAGGUUAUUUAUAACCUGAUAUUUUUUGUAAUCUUUGAAACUGCUUUUGAUUUGUCAUUCUAUUUAAGUGAAAGAAAUAAAUUUUCUUAAUUUAGGAAA